Psylliodes chrysocephalus is the source of this 558-nucleotide messenger RNA. NCBI's taxonomy places the organism in Eukaryota, Metazoa, Arthropoda, Insecta, Coleoptera, Chrysomelidae. The record is from the annotation of a GenBank genome assembly.
CAAUAAUUCAGAGAAAAUAGAUAAUGUUGUGUUAGGCACAAAAAACAAUUUUAAUAGAGUUCAUGAACGAUCAUGAAGAGUUACGUAAUGGCAAAUUUUACGGUAAAAACAGAUCAGCAACUUUGGGAAGAAGUAACUUCCCUGUUAAAUAGCGUCCCAAAUGGACAAACCAAAGACUGGAAGAAAUGGAGGAAAACAUGGCAAGAUUUGAAAAAAAAAACAAAGGCAAAAAAAGUCGCAAUAAAUCGACACCUUAAUAUGACGGGAGGGGACCCAUCCUGCUCCCAAAAUCUUGAUGACAUGGAAAUGAAGGUAUUAGGAAUGAUGAACCCUGUUCAAAUAGAGGGUUUAGGAGGUGGAGAAACACCACUUCAGUUUUCAUUUGAUGACAUAGAUGAAGUUUUGGUAGUAGACAAUACCAUAAAACAGGUUUUAGACCAACCUAGUAAAACGGGGGAACAAAAUGAUAAGAAAGAUCAACACAACUAUAGUUUGAAAUUUCCUACUUCACAUAGACAAAAAGGCGGGGCUCCAAAAAAAAAUGACAAAAACAUCUAG